This is a messenger RNA of Tachysurus fulvidraco (yellow catfish), 1268 nucleotides long. RefSeq names its product leucine-rich melanocyte differentiation-associated protein. The transcript is spliced from 5 exons. The coding region runs from base 172 to 750 and encodes 192 amino acids. The record is from RefSeq and is a predicted model, not a curated record. NCBI's taxonomy places the organism in Eukaryota, Metazoa, Chordata, Actinopteri, Siluriformes, Bagridae.
CACACACACACACACACAGGCACAACCUACUGGGGAAGCCAGCUUACAUCGUUUUCCUGGGAUAGACUCCAGAUUCAUGGCUGCAUGACUGCAUAUUGGUAUAGAAUGCCAUGACUGGUCUGGUCAGCUGAUCAGUGUUCACUAUGUGACCUGACACCGAGGGCUGAGUGUAUGGAGGUUGUUGAGAGUAGUGUACUGGAGCCAGGGGCUCCAGGACACUCCACAAUAGAAUUGAAGAGGCUCUCCUUUGCAUACCAAAGCCUCCUGGAGAUUCCUUAUGAUGUCAUUUUCAAACAGCGGAACACACUAGAGGUCCUGGACCUCAGUUAUAACCUGCUGGAUGAGAGCCCGGCUCUUCUGGGGGAGCUGGACAAGCUGAGCACUCUCAUCCUGGAUGGGAACAACUACAGCUCUCAUGUCAAGUUCCCCUACAUGCCAAGUGUCACCACACUGUGGAUCAACAAGAACAAAAUAAGAAACCUUCCCAUCAUAGUUGAAGAGAUACGCUGCAAGUUCCCCAAUAUCAAAAUACUUAGUAUGAUGAACAAUGAGGCAGCACCCAGUUACUUUAAUGGAGGCAGUCUGACCCAGUACAUUGAUUACAGGCAGUAUGUUAUCAGUCAGAUCCCCAGUCUGGAGGUGCUGGAUGACACCGAGGUGCAGGAGAAAGAUAGAGCACAGGCCAGGAAGACUUACUGGAUGCAGAAGAGCAGAGAUGGUAGUAAAAGAAGGAAGGAGCUCCAUCACUGACAGUUUCUACAUCUAGCUAAUGCUACUGAGCUCUAAGUCAAGCUUCACCUUUAUUGUUGCUAAGAAAUACCCAUGCAGAUGAACAUGAAAUAGCUCACAGCUACAUGGUGUUGAUAUGCAAUGACAUGAAAUCUAGCAGAUACAAAUGCAAGAUAAUUGUUGUUUUACACUUAAACCAACUUUCUUUUUUUAUAAUGAAUGUUGAACAAUAUGAACAAGUAUAAAGUAUACACAAAUAUAAAACAUUAUUUCAUAUUCCACAAUACUUUGUAUAUUUUACAUAAAGAAAAUUAAGAUUGCCCUUUUGUCUCAUGAAAGUGAUUCAUGAGAGAUUUUGAGACUGUGGCUAUCAAACUGGAAACAUAAGAAUACAAUGGUUGAUAAAUGUCAUUUACUGACCUGAGUUUGCUAAUGUUUGCUUUAUAGAGAUAUGACAUAAUAUGAUAUUUUAGCUGUAUAUUGCUCUGUGAUUAUCGUUAAAGGAUGGUUUUGUCCACAAUAAAAAAGGCUCAAAAUGG